CUGGAUUGUGGAUGGAAGAAGUAUAAAAAGAGUACAUUAUGGCAGCAAUGGACACAGAUGAACAACAAAAUUCACCUCAAACUAAUCUACGAAGAUCUAACUCUGCACCACUUAUAAAUGGAGCUAAUCUUACUGAAGCAAAUAUCUCAUAUAUUCCCAUAACACCGCGACAUAGGCGCUCAAGUACAAGUCAAAUGGCCAAUGGAAAUCCUUAUUCAGUGGUACGUUUCAUCUAUUUUCUAGCUUAGAACGUUCGAAUACAGAAUCAUUUGAGUCACAAUUUAAAUGCAUUUAUUUUCCCCUAAAUAACGUGGUGUUUUGUGUUUAGCCUGUAGGUUCACCUCAUUCAAGACUACUUCAAAUUAGAAAGGUAAAUGCCAGAAUCGAGCAUAUUAAAAGUGUCUCUGUUAUUAAAUAAAAAUCAUUGUUUUUCUUAAAUAUUUGUGAGUAAUUUUCUAAUUACCUAAAUUUCUAAGUUUUAUAGAAGUAUAAUUAAUUAGUGGGAAAGUAUUAAGGUGUUAAUUGUAAAUUAGUUGAUCUAUGAUUUCACUAUUUCUCCCUGCCAUAAUUUUCCUUGCUGCUGAACAAACUGAUAUAAAGGCCUAUAGUGCCUAACAGUCGAGUCCAUGGUUGUGGCAUUAGAAAUCUGUUGAAUUAUAUAUAUAUGGCUAUACUCCAGACAGAGUGGCAUUUUCACGGGGCUAGCUGCACUCAUAGUUUUGCAUCUGUCCCAAUGGAAAUGUCACUCAGAGUAAUUACAUCUACAAUGUUUGUUGUCAUUUUGAACACAGAGUUUUCAAGUUGGCGAUCAGCCAGACUACAGAGUACGGCAGUUUUUGAAGAGAUCUUGAGUGUCCAAGAUAAAAAGUUAGGUGUGCAAUCGUGCAAUCAUGUCUGAAAUUUAUCCAAGGUGUUAUUGUUUAAAUUGUCAAUAAUAUGCAAGAAUACAAGUUGCCAUACUCUCCAGUCUUGUUGAUCUGCUGAAAUGAAGAGAGUCAGUCAUGCCAAGACUGGGAAGUAGGCUAAUGCAAUAUAUUGAUAUUUUCUAUAAAUAUUGAUAUUUGAUUUUUCGCAUAUUGAAAGUUUAAACUAGACAACCUAUCUCUUUUUUGGCAAUUAUUGUCCAGUAAAGUUUAGGAAACAUUCAUAAAUGUGAUGUAGUAUACAUGCAAGUUGACUAAACUACAUUUUAUAAUUUGCAUAAUUCGAUAUAAUCAAUAUUAUUUUUUGAUACCUAGUGAUGUGCAAACUCCGGUUUUUCAGCUCCGCCUGUUUUACAGCUCAAAUCGCCAGCUGUGUUGGUUACAACUCAGGGGAUAAACUCUAUAACUGGAUAAUGAUGGAUAUUAUUGGGCUAAGUUAUUUUGUCCCUGGCAUGGCUUUUGUUAGUGAAUUAAGUGAAAGAAAUGUAGAUUGAAUAAAGUACUCUACAACAAAUAAUAACUUGGAAAGUACAAAUUGCCAAAAAUUUUAAAACUUUUUAUAAUUAAAUUUAAUGAAUGCUAAGUGACCAAUGUUGCCUGGAAGGAGCAUGGCAUUUCUUUGACCCAAAAACACUUGACCAAGUAGAAAAUAUCUAUGGAGCUCAGCCUUUCAUUUUGACAGUGUGCAAUGGCACAACGCCAACCUCUCUGUCCUCCACAGAGCAAUCGUUCGCACACAAAUUAUAUGAAAGAAAGCUGUUGUUGAUUCAUUUAUUGUCCAAAAUGUAAACAUAUAAAGCUAAUAAAAGUAGAUAUUUCAUAAUUAGUAAUUAUUUUUACAAGACAUGAAUACAACAGACUAUGCACAUGCAGCGUAAAGUUGAUUCAGAGUUAGAUGUAAGGUGACAAUGUAAGGUGACAUGAUUCAGCAUAUCAAAGCACGAUGCUUGAGAUUGAAUUACAACUUUUCCUGUGAUAAGAUAGAUCACAAACAUGAUGACUUAUUGCAAUUAAUUUGGCUGUUUACACUUGACCCAACAGAUAUGGCUUCAGAUUAUAUGUACUUUCAACAAAUUUGAUGUUGCCAUUAGUUGUAACCAACACUAAUUCUUUGAAAUUGUCACAUUUCCUCUCAUUCUGACUUUACAGCCGGAGCUGGGAGAAAGCACCGCAGCUCUGGCUGACGAAAAAAUGCUGGAGCUCUGGCAGAACUCUGGCGCACAGCACUAUCGAUACAUUUUUUCAAUAUUGCAUCAGUCUACCAGGAUAUUUGCAGUGUGCAAAGGAUUACCUUUGUGCACGUUUGAGCCUAAGUUAUUCUCAUAUGCACAAACCCAGAAUCACCUUUGUGCAUUUUAUUACAUUUUAUAAACUUUUCAGUCUGGAGUCCUGCAAUAAGUCCAAAGCGUAGUGAAAAUCUUUGUGUUAAAUUGACCAUUAUUCUAAUUAUACUGUAUAUCAUAAUGUUGUAUGCCUGUAUGUUUUUGUUGUUGCUAGGAAGAGUUUAUGGAUGAAACAGAGCAAGAUAGGUAAAGCACUUUCUUCAAUAGUUCAUCACUAAACACAAUGACAGAACCAUAUCUUGGGCUGUAGUUGAACUUCUGUAUUAUGCAGCCAUGCAAUCACACAUGCAUACCUAGUAUUUACACUGUGUAUUAUAUAUUUCGGUGAAAAUUAUGAAGCAUAAAUGACUUUGUAAUUAUGAAGCAUAAAUGACUUUAUAUUUGUGACACAAUAACAUGAAUUGCAAUGGCGCUAGAAGGUACAUGCAUUCCGCCUCGCACUCCAAUUUUCAGCAAUUACUAUACACUAUAUCCUCAUACCGCAGUACCUUUAGUGCAACAAGUCAAUGGCUUUUAAAAGACUCUGGGCUUCCAGUGCAUUCAGAAUGAAAAAUAAUCGCAUGCCUAACAAGUCCAAGGAGUGUGAUUGAUUGCCCCUUACCCUCUUUAUAUCCCUUUCAUUCAGGUUAGAAUACCGCAACUGGCGCAAGUAACAUAUACCCCAUACAAUAUUCAAUAUUAUUAUAAUAUUAUUUUUAGGAAAAUAAACACAUCAUUAUCACUAAGUUCAAGUUGUGAAUCAUUAAUGAUGGUAAGUACUUGCGUAACAAAGCAGAUUUCUGUGAGACACUUACUUGAGUAACAAAGCAGAUUGCUGUGAGACACUUACUUGAGUAACAG
Messenger RNA from Paramuricea clavata, 3106 nucleotides. The record is from the annotation of a GenBank genome assembly. NCBI's taxonomy places the organism in Eukaryota, Metazoa, Cnidaria, Anthozoa, Malacalcyonacea, Plexauridae.